UCCUUUCAUUACCUUCCGAGCGAGACGCACUCCCUCUUUGCUGGAGCUGAGACUGCACUUGGAGGUGACCUCAAGGAGGAAGGCCGGUAGCGUUUUCUGUUCCCAUCAUGUCUGAACCAAUCAGAGUCCUAGUGACCGGCGCUGCUGGACAGAUUGCAUAUUCUCUGCUCUACAGCAUUGCAAAGGGUGACGUUUUUGGCACUGAACAGCCUCUUAUUCUUGUGCUGUUGGAUAUCACUCCCAUGAUGACUGUUUUGGAUGGUGUACUUAUGGAACUGCAAGACUGUGCUCUUCCUCUUUUAAGAGAGGUAAUUGCAACUGACAAAGAAGAUGUUGCAUUCAAAGACCUUGAUGUAGCCAUCUUGGUUGGUUCAAUGCCAAGAAAAGAAGGCAUGGAACGGAAAGAUCUUCUCAAGGCAAAUGUGAAAAUCUUUAAGUCCCAAGGAACAGCAUUGGACAAGUAUGCAAAGAAGACAGUUAAGGUUAUUGUAGUAGGUAAUCCAGCAAACACUAAUUGCCUAAUUGCUUCAAAAUCAGCUCCAACCAUUCCAAAAGAAAAUUUCAGUUGUUUAACUCGUUUGGAUCACAACAGAGCUAAAUCUCAGAUUGCUCUGAAAGUUGGUGUAACUGCUAAGGAUGUCAAGAAUUGCAUCAUCUGGGGAAAUCACUCUUCUACUCAGUAUCCAGAUGUUAACCAUGCCAAGGUGAAAGUACAAGGGAAAUACACUGGAGUUUAUGAAGCUGUGAAAAAUGACAACUGGCUGAAAGGUGACUUCAUUACAACUGUUCAGCAGCGGGGGGCAGCUGUUAUUAAGGCCAGGAAACUGUCCAGUGCAAUGUCUGCAGCCAAAGCUAUCUGUGAUCAUGUGAGAGACAUCUGGUUUGGCACUCCAGAGGGUGAAUUUGUUUCUAUGGGUGUUAUUUCUGAUGGGAACUCCUAUGGUAUCCCUGAUGAUUUGAUCUAUUCAUUUCCUGUUGUAUUAUCAAAGGAUAAAACAUGGAAGUUUGUUGAAGGUCUUCCUAUUAACGACUUCUCCCGUGAGAAGAUGGAUUUGACUGCUAAGGAGUUAACUGAUGAAAAGGAAACUGCAGUGGAGUUUCUAUCUAGUGCAUGACUAAAUGAUCAUCAGAAUAUAAGAGAUGGCUUAAACACGGAGGAGUCUAAAAGUCGUCUCUAAAUGCAACAUCAAAUGCUAUUCCUGAAUCAGCUUCCUUGUGGCAAUUUCUUCAUUACGUAUUUUCUUGGUCCCUGUUGCUGAGUGCUUUUAGCAAUGAGAUAGUUUUAAAUAUAGUUUGCAGACUUGACCAAAUCCUCCUGAUAUAUUAUUGUUUGCUUCUUGUAUUGCAUCAUGCAUAUGCCUACAUUUUGCAUUUGUGACAGCAAAUACACUUUGUUUAUUGUACCAGCAAUCUUUCACUUUCAGUUAUGAUAAAACCAUGUACAAUGCUAGGAUGACUUUCAUGAUAUGGGUUUAGAAUUAGGUUGAUAAAGUACUCACCAACCAUCUUUAUGAAAGGAUACAAGAAAGUGUAUUUCUGCUCCAAAAAGCAAAACAGAAAACACUAAAUAUGAUGAAUGUGCUAUGUAUUGAUCAUCACCAAGUCUCUCAUAACAAAUCUUAGUAAAAUUACAUUAAAUGUUGCAUAAGCACUCCAGA
This is a messenger RNA of Python bivittatus (Burmese python), 1658 nucleotides long. RefSeq names its product malate dehydrogenase 1 (gene MDH1). Lineage: Eukaryota; Metazoa; Chordata; Lepidosauria; Squamata; Pythonidae. Gene Ontology annotation, molecular function: L-malate dehydrogenase (NAD+) activity. The record is from RefSeq and is a predicted model, not a curated record. Gene Ontology annotation, biological process: malate metabolic process.